Messenger RNA from Aaosphaeria arxii CBS 175.79, 857 nucleotides. RefSeq lists its product as uncharacterized. Lineage: Eukaryota; Fungi; Ascomycota; Dothideomycetes; Pleosporales. The record is from RefSeq and is a predicted model, not a curated record. The transcript is spliced from 2 exons. Bases 202 to 600 code for a protein of 132 amino acids.
GUGUUCUCGGCGCGUUCUAUAUCAUGAUAAAUACCCUCGUUGGCAUCUUGUGGAGAGUUCAGUGUUUUUGUGAACAAAUCCGAGGUUGUUCACCAGUCAUUCAUUCACACUCAACCCCACCGUCAUUGACCGAUAUCAUACAUUCAUUCCUUCUACACUCGCUCUUUACGACCAUUCUUUCACAGUCACUACGAACUUGCUAUGAAUUACCUUCUCUUUCCAACUAUUAUCCUGUCGGUCCUUACCGCGGUCACAGAAGCCAGGCCUACCAGACACUACACGCCUCGUCAGGCACCAGCACCCACCGAUGUAUGCGGAGCCGUAUGGUACAAUAAGCCAGUUCUCGGCCUGUACAAUGACCCAUACUUCGAUUCAGAACUAGUCACCAACGGGUGCUCAAACUUUCCAAUCAAGGUUGCAUUUGCUCGACACUCCGGUCUCCCUGGGGCCUGCAACAUCUGCGAAUUCUUCUCGAACAAUGACUGUGGCGGUGAUGUCGUACAAACGAUAUCCUCAGAGAAGAACCUAGACAUUGCGCAGGGCGUCGUUGUCCCACAAGCACAGAGUUACAAGUGCCGGAUUUCAUUGCAAGACGAAUAGCCAAAUUGCAACACUGUCUGAAUCCUAGUUCUGGCUGACCAAGUUAAAAAGCUUGUAUAACACUCAUUUUGUCUUCAAUUUUGUAUUCAUGUUUAUGUUCAUGAUUUUUGCGGGUAUUGGGUAUUGGAGGCAAAUGAGAUGAUACCCAGUUCUGGCCGAUAUUUUAUCCAGAGAGCUUUCACUGUGUUUCAGUACGUAUUGGAAUUACCACGAGGGGGCAUGGGGUUACAAUAAGCAAAAUACACUCGUUUCAACCU